Molossus molossus (Pallas's mastiff bat) is the source of this 585-nucleotide messenger RNA. It is a transcript of the gene LYG1, whose product is annotated as lysozyme g1. NCBI's taxonomy places the organism in Eukaryota, Metazoa, Chordata, Mammalia, Chiroptera, Molossidae. The transcript is spliced from 5 exons. Gene Ontology annotation, cellular component: extracellular region. Gene Ontology annotation, molecular function: lysozyme activity. The record is from RefSeq and is a predicted model, not a curated record. The coding region runs from base 1 to 585 and encodes 194 amino acids. Gene Ontology annotation, biological process: peptidoglycan catabolic process; defense response to Gram-positive bacterium.
AUGUCUGUGCUGUGGCUGCUUCUGGGCCUCCUUGUCCUUCCUGACUCAUCUGAAAGUGGCAACUGGGGAUGCUAUGGAAACAUCGGAACCCUCGACACCCCGGGGGCAUCGUGUGGGAUUGGAAGACGCCGAGGCCUGAACUACUGUGGAGUUCGUGCUUCUGAAAGGCUGGCGGAAAUAGAUAUGCCGCACCUCCUGCGAUAUCAACCCGUGAUGCGUACCGUUGGCCAGAAGUACUGUGUGGAUCCUGCAGUGAUCGCUGGUGUCGUGUCCAGGGAGUACCCUGCUGGCCACAUUCUGGUCAACGCGGGCAAUGUGGACAAUGGAGUCAGGGACACUGGCCAUUACGCUCCCACGGCCUGGAUCAGCGAGUCCCAGCUUUCCCAGAUGACGGAGGCCCUCACUGUUAGAAUCAAAGAAAUCCAGAGGAGGUUCCCAACCUGGGCCCCCGACCAGUGCCUGAGAGGUGGACUCUGUGCCUACGUGGGAGGUCCUACCUACGUCAGAAGCAGCCAGGACCUGAACUGUGACUUCUGCAAUGAUGUCCUUGCACGAGCCAAAUACUUCAAGAGACAUGGCUUCUAA